Messenger RNA from Trichomycterus rosablanca, 1233 nucleotides. It is a transcript of the gene ric3b, whose product is annotated as RIC3 acetylcholine receptor chaperone b. Bases 1 to 975 code for a protein of 324 amino acids. Gene Ontology annotation, biological process: synaptic transmission, cholinergic; protein localization to cell surface. The record is from RefSeq and is a predicted model, not a curated record. The transcript has 6 exons. Gene Ontology annotation, cellular component: intracellular membrane-bounded organelle; neuron projection; neuronal cell body. Lineage: Eukaryota; Metazoa; Chordata; Actinopteri; Siluriformes; Trichomycteridae.
AUGUCGAUGUCUACAUUUCAGAAGGUGACUCUGGUGUGCUGUGUGGUUCUGUGUGUGGCGCUGCUGCUUCCUAAGAUGCUUUUAUCAGGAAACAAGAGAGACUCGAGCAGUCCCGCCGGUCUGUUCCCCCCAAUGCUUCAGAGAAAACCUGUCCCAGGAACCUCUCGAGGAACGGGAGGGAAUAGACCUCAUAACCCCGAGGCCAUCGCCAGGGCGAAGGGCAGCACGGCCGGUGGAGGCAAAUCCAACCUGGCGGGGCAGAUCAUCCCGGUGUACGGAUUCGGCAUCCUCCUCUACAUCCUCUACAUCAUCUUCAAGAUCACGUCUUCAGGUAAAACCACCAAACCUCACGAGAGCAGAUUCCCCACAGUCCGAUCCGAAAACCUGAGGAGAAAAAUCACGGAUUUCGAGCUGACUCAGCUGCAGGAGAGGCUGAUGGAGACGGAGGAGGUGAUGGAGAGGAUCGUAACCAGAGCUCGAGCUCAGAGCACCAGCUCACUGCACAGUGUGGGGGGUGAGGAGGAGGAUCAGGAGGAGAAACUUCUCCUGCGGCUGAGGGAGAUCACACGCGUGAUGCAGGAGGGACGAUUGGUGGAGGGGAUACCCUCAGAGCGCACGCAGGGGUUUUAUCAUCACAGAUGUGCAGAUGAUCCUGAUGAAACCCUGAGAAGCUGCGUUCAUCACUGCUGUAACCUCCACAACGGAGACGCUGAGGGAGACACGGACGAGCGCGGAGGAGAGAGGUGGAUCCACGAACAACCUCACUGCUACCAGAGGAACCAGAACCAGAACCUUCCUGCUGAUGAAACUGUACACGACCACCUCAGUGCUGAAGAACCGUCUGAGGAACCAGCUGAGAUGAUGCCAGAGCUUUCAUGUUACCAGACUGAAGCUGAUGAUGGCUCGUUUUCUGGAGACGGGAUCAGACGCAGGACCAGGAGAGACCCAGAAGGAGGAACCGGACAGUCUGACUGAGGGAUCAUGUGAUGAUGAUGAUGAUGAUGAUGAUGGUCUCUGUUCUUUUGUUCUUUGCAUGCUGGUAAACCAAAGAUCUUCUGUGAUCUUCAGAACGUCCUCACCCAGAAAAUGUUCCUCACUGAACUAAACUGGUCUUCCACUGACUGACCUCAGAUCCUACAGCUGAUCUCCAACAAUCAUCAAACAGCUGAAGGUUCCUCAAAAUCAAACCCUGAAUAUUGAGUUUGAUCCAGUAAGGACUCGGUGGAAAGCCCA